Messenger RNA from Scedosporium apiospermum, 1509 nucleotides. RefSeq lists its product as uncharacterized. NCBI's taxonomy places the organism in Eukaryota, Fungi, Ascomycota, Sordariomycetes, Microascales, Microascaceae. Gene Ontology annotation, molecular function: zinc ion binding. Bases 1 to 1509 code for a protein of 502 amino acids. The transcript has 2 exons. The record is from RefSeq and is a predicted model, not a curated record.
AUGGCCGAACCAGCAACGACGGACCAGAUCUCGUCGGUAUCCCGGUGCUUCAUCUGCCUAGGCGACGCAGGCGAGCCAGGCGACAUAUCCGAUUGGGUGCACCCGUGCCCUUGCUCUCUCGAAGCUCACCACGCGUGCCUCCUACAAUGGAUCGACGAGUGCGAGCGCGAAAACAAGCCGCUAAAAUGCCCCGUGUGCCAGGCGCCGAUACGAGUGGAAGGGGCUCGGGACCUGGCCGUUGACCUGAGUGAUUGGUUUCGCAACUUCAUCAAUGGAUUGUCACCCGUGCUCGUCGGGUCGAUGUUCGGAGGCGCCGUAAUGGCGGGCCAGGCGUUGUAUGGGUUCCAUGCGAUACGGAUAUUCGCGGGCGAGGAGGCCGUGAUGAAGAUUUUUGGGACGGGGAGGUUGAGGGAUCAUAUACCGGCGUUGCUUGGCGUGCCAAUGAUUGCGCCAGGGUUAAUACUUCAUCAGCUCUUUCCGACCUUUACCGCUGCGAUAAACACACCUUUGUCGAUACUACUGUCCGCUGUUUUUGUUAGGAACCCCGAGACGUUAACAUGGCCCCCAUCGCCACAACUCGCAUUCGCGUCCCUACCCUGCAUCACAAUGGCGUAUAUUGUUGUCAGGGGUGAGAUUUUCGCAGGAGCCGAACGGAGGUGGGAUCGGAUAAUACAGGGCCUGCCGGAGGCUCCGGACCGUGAAAACGGAGCACCGCCCGCUCUGGGUGGUGUCCGCGGCGGAUUGCGCGAUAUUAUCAACAACCUCGCUGAUAACCUCCAAGGAGGACCUGAGAACGCGGGGGCGAAUGAGAGAGUGGAAAUAUGGUUUGAUGAUGGUGGAGAUAGGAAUGAAGCCGAGUUGAUUAUUGACCUGAUAGAAGAGAUGGACACCGAUGAGGAGGAUCAUGAUGAAGGCGAGCACGAAGAGUGGGAGACUGAGGAGGAGGAAGAGGAAGAAGAGGAAGAAAAUGCCCACGGAGCCCCGAGGGAGAAUGAGCCGGCUAAUAACCAGGAGGAGGACCGACCGGAACAAGCCCGACCACAACCUCAACCCGAGGCCGAGGCGCAGCCGCGACCGGCGGCGGAUCGCGCUCGGCCGCCCCAGCAGGCUCCGGCAGCACCUCCACAAGAACAAAGACGUAACCAGCCAAUGGCCAUAGAACGAGCAGUGAGGUACAGUCUCCGCGACCUCACGAGCACCAUUCUCGGAGCCCUCCUUCUACCGUCCAUAUCCUGGGCUGCGGGCGAGAUGCUACGCUUCGCGCUGCCAAAGGCAUGGACGACCAUGAAGGUUCCUGAUAAGCCGUUUCUCUUCGCGGCGCCCUUUCGGUACGGCCCUACGGGAUUGUUACAGGAGAAGUGGGGACGAAGUCUAGUAGGCGGCUGCAUGUUUCUGGUUUUGAAGGACAUGUUCUAUCUGUACGUCAAGUAUCGGCGUGCGACGAUACGGCCUUUGCGGAGGGUGCCGAAUGUGGAACCGAGGUCGCGGAAUGGUAGGCCUCGUGCGUAG